Molecule: messenger RNA, 344 nt
Organism: Paraglomus brasilianum
Lineage: Eukaryota; Fungi; Glomeromycota; Glomeromycetes; Paraglomerales; Paraglomeraceae
Source: the annotation of a GenBank genome assembly
UGACAACCUACGACAAUGCUAUAAUUAUCUACAAUAAUAUCAAACUACAAACAAAAGUAUCCAAAGCGCUCCAUUGUGCCAAGGUCUCUGGCCGCUUGAACGUUCUCGUGACAUCAUCCAUAAUUAAUCGAGUUUUGGAAAAAUUCCAUUUAAAAAAGGCAGCAACUUCGCACGUACCAGAAACGUCCUUACAAGAACAUCCAUCACUUAACAAGCAAUCAAAAGUCUCGACCAGCGUCUAUUGCCACGGUAUGGGGAAGUGUUUUAAGAAAAGUGCAGCUAGUGUUGAAGCGUAUCCACCUGGGCGAGCGCAGUCAUUCGCAGGGACUCCCGACAAGUGGUAA